AUGGCCGUCCCGUCUGCUCGCGAUCUUGAUGAAGUCCUUCCAGGCACACGCCGUCUAUUUACAGACGAAAGGGCAAGCGUCGCCUCCAACGAUACCGGUGUCGAAAAACACGGCGAUGUCAUUCUCGUUCCGUCUCCGACAAAGUCUCCCAACGAUCCAUUGAACUGGAGUCUUGCGCGCAAGAUCUGGCACUCUUUUCUGGUGUGUUACAUCGUCGCUUUGACUGCUGCUACCUCGAAUGUCGCCGGCGCUGCCAGUACUGGCGUGAACGAGAAAUAUGGCAUUAGCUACGAUGUGUUCAACACCGGCGCGGGCGUACUCUUUGUCGCAAUUGGAUACUGGACGCUUCUGAGUUCACCUGCGACCCAUCUCUACGGACGUCGUAUUCUAUACUUGGUAGGGACGGUAUGGGGUCUUAUUGGAAAUAUCUGGUUUGGUCAUUUGACCAACACGGCCGACACGGUUUGGUCCCAGCUUUUCGUUGGGGCUUCUGAAUCUGUCGCCGAGGCAGUUGUGCAGCUUUCUCUGCUAGAUAUCUGGUUCGAGCACCAGAAUGGUACUUCGCUGGGUAUGUAUACCCUUGCGACAACAGUCGGUACCUAUAUUGGACCUCUGAUUGGAGGCUAUCUGGCUGAACAUGUUGGCUGGCGCUGGAUUGGUCACAUGGGUGCUAUCGCGUCGGGUUUUACUCUGCUUCUUUUCUACUUUGGUCUCGAGGAGACAGCCUUCGAGCGCAGUCGCUAUAUUGACCUUGAGCUCGUUGAGGAGCGCGACGCUGUCCGAGGCAAUGUUGAAGGUGUCGCCGAGCCAAUUCCUGCCCAUCAUGGCGACCACGUAAUUACCAAGGACGCAACGGAGAAGGGUAUCAAUGCGCCUGUCGAUGAGGAAGCAGACAUUGCGCGCGAUGCUUCUGCGCGACGACGCGAAGAGGUUGAACGCAACAGACUCUCUGAUUCGUUCGCACGCAAGAAGUCGUACUGGCAGCGUAUUGCCCUCAUCACACCGGCGUCCAACUUGCGCGGAUUGGGUUUGAAGCAAUACGUCCACCGCCUGUGGCAUACCAUGCGUAUCUUUUCCUUUCCCGCAGUUUGGUACGCUGGUCUGCAGUGGGGAAUGCAGAACAUCGCGCUGUCAUUCUACCUUACUGUCGAGGAGGAUUACUGGGUCAGAGAACCUUAUAACUACAGCGACUCAGCUGUCGCUAACAUGAACAUUCCGACUCUGAUUGGAAGUGUAAUUGGCUGUUUCUACGGUGGAUACUGCAGCGACAAGUUCAUUCUCUGGAUGGCGAAGCGCAAUAAGGGUGUCAUGGAGGCUGAGUACCGUCUCUACCUCAUGGUUCUUUGCGUCAUCAUCUUUCCCUUGGGUAUGUGGUUAUUUGGUAUCGGAUCAGCUCAGCACUGGGACUGGCCCGUUCCUUACGUCGCCCUGGGCUUCAUCGGCUUCGGGUACGGCUGCGCAGGUGAUCUGAGCAUCACUUACCUCGCCGAUAGUUACCCGGACAUGGUCCUAGAGGGCAUGGUGGGCGUGGCUGUUAUUAAUAACUCCAUCGCCACCAUUUUCACCUUCGUGUGUAGCUACUGGCUUGAUACUGGCUUGCAAAACACCUUUGUUGAGCUUGGUGUUCUGAGCUUUGUCGUUAUCCUGACUUCUCUUCCCAUGGCUGUCUGGGGUAAGGCAUCGCGACGAUGGACUUUAGAACGAUAUGCUAACUUUUUACGCAUUCGUGAUGGUAUGGAUAUGUAG
Fusarium coffeatum is the source of this 1746-nucleotide messenger RNA. RefSeq lists its product as uncharacterized. The transcript has a single exon. Gene Ontology annotation, molecular function: transmembrane transporter activity. The record is from RefSeq and is a predicted model, not a curated record. NCBI's taxonomy places the organism in Eukaryota, Fungi, Ascomycota, Sordariomycetes, Hypocreales, Nectriaceae. Gene Ontology annotation, biological process: transmembrane transport. Bases 1 to 1746 code for a protein of 581 amino acids.